This is a messenger RNA of Oldenlandia corymbosa var. corymbosa, 1278 nucleotides long. The record is from the annotation of a GenBank genome assembly. NCBI's taxonomy places the organism in Eukaryota, Viridiplantae, Streptophyta, Magnoliopsida, Gentianales, Rubiaceae.
AUGAUCUCCAGCAUCACCGACUACGAAAGCACUAGGCAGCUGGCACCCAAAUUUGCCGCUAUAUAUCUCCCUUUACAUAAGUUAGCCUCCUGCUUCAUUUCAUUCCGGAAUCUUUAUUUCUAUCUCCUUCAUUCCUCUAUUCCAGCUCUGUUGUCACUUUUAGAGAAAUUUUUGAAGAAACAUAAAAACUCGGGGUUGAAAGUAAUGGCGAUCGAGCACCCAGUGAAGACCUCUGGAUGGGCUGCAAGAGACACAUCAGGCCAUCUCUCCCCAUUCGACUUCUCCAGAAGGUCCACUGGUGAGAAUGAUGUGCAAUUCAAAGUUUUGUACUGUGGGAUUUGUCAUACGGAUCUUCACAUGAUCAAGAAUGACUGGGGCUUUUCUCACUAUCCUAUCGUGCCCGGGCACGAGAUUGUGGGAGUGGCAACUGAAGUUGGGAGUAAGGUGAAGAAAGUAAAGGUGGGUGACAAAGUAGGCGUGGGUUGCAUAGUGGAAUCAUGUCGCAGCUGUGAAAUGUGUACCGAAGAUCUUGAAAAUUACUGCCCAAAAAUGACAAUGACUUACAGCAGCAUUCACCCCGAUGGGACCGUCACAUAUGGGGGUUACUCUGAUCUGAUGGUUGUGGAUGAGCACUUCGUGCUGCGGUGGCCGGAAAAGUUGCCCCUUGAUGCUGGUGCUCCACUUCUAUGUGCCGGGAUUACUACUUACAGCCCACUGAGACAUUUUGGAUUGGAUAAACCUGGAACCCAUGUUGGUGUUGUUGGCCUUGGUGGGCUUGGCCAUGUAGCUGUCAAAUUUGCCAAGGCUUUUGGGGCUAAGGUGACAGUGAUUAGUACAUCUGCGAGUAAGAAGAAGGAAGCCAUCGAAAAGUUUGGUGCAGAUGCAUUCUUAGUCAGCACUGAUCCUGAGCAGAUGCAGGCUGCAGCUGGUACAAUGCACGGGAUUAUUGAUACGGUUUCCGCUGUACACCCCAUAAUGCCGUUGAUCAAUUUAGUGAAGUCCCAAGGGAAGGUUAUCAUGGUCGGUGCACCUAAUAAACCAGUUGAGUUGAGCACAGUUGCACUUCUGAUGGGAAGGAAGACUGUAUCUGGUAGCGGGAUUGGAGGCAUGAAGGAAACUCAAGAAAUGUUAGAUUUUGCAGCAGAGCACAACAUAGUUGCAGAUGUUGAGGUUAUCAAGAUGGACUAUGUCAACACUGCAAUGGAACGGCUUGCCAAAGGAGAUGUCAGAUACCGUUUCGUGAUAGACGUUGGGAAUUCAUCAUUGAAAGCCUCCUGA